CAUGUCCGCUGAAAAUACUGCAUUUUCAACUUCAUCAGAAGAGGCGAUCAAGCGUGCAAUCAAAGUUCAGAUAGAUGAGACUGCAGACCACCUCUCAGGCGAAGGAUUUGAUGAGUUUUACGAAAUCGAUAAGACAGCUAGGGAGAUUGAGAAAGGGGAUUACAAGCGGACGGCUUUACAAUUUCCAGAUGAACUUCUUCACGAUUCAGUAUCCAUUUUUUGCAAAUUGAAGCGGAAGAUUGGGUCGCAUCGAGAACUAUACGUGCUCGCCGACACUUCCUAUGGCAGUUGUUGUGUCGAUGAAGUUGCCGCACAACAUGUCGAUGCUGAGGCCAUGGUUCACUACGGAUAUGCAUGUAUGAGCCAAACCUAUCGACUACCAGUGUUUUAUGUUUUUGGGAAAAAGGGUGUCGAUGUCGAUGAUUGUGUUUCCAAGUUUUAUGACCUGUUUUCACGCCAUGAAAACUCACGUGGGGCGACCAUAGUAAUUCGACACGACGUUGUUUAUACGCAUCUAGCAGAGAGCAUCCUGGACAAACUACGGAAUACUGUACCACUCGGCGUAAAUCUUAUAUACUCCAAUGUACCGGAUAAACUCAUGCCGCCCACCGAUCAAACAACCCAGACGCAACCUCUACAUGAAUCAUAUCGGAUAUCAGAAGACCCUGUUCAAGACUGUACAAUACUCUACGUGGGCGAAGAAAGCUUGGGCUUGACAAAUCUACUCAUCACACACUCUGCCUGCGAUGUCUUUUCAUAUAGUCCUUCUCAAAAAACUUGUCAACUACAAUCCAUAAGGACUAAUAGAAUGCUCAUGCGGCGAUAUGUUGUCGUCCAAAAAGCCAGAGACGCUGAUGUAUUUGGGAUUUUGGUGGGAACCUUAGGAGUGGCUUCCUACCUUCCCCUCAUCAAACAUCUACGAGCGAAGUUAUCAGCUGCAAAGAAGAAGGUCUAUACAAUGAGCGUUGGCAAACUUAAUCCAGCGAAGUUGGCGAACUUUAUGGAGAUUGAGUGUUUCGUCCUGAUAGCAUGUCCAGAAAACAGCCUGAUUGAUGCCAAGGAAUUUUACCGACCUAUCGUCACCCCUUACGAGCUAGAAAUAGCUCUACAACCCGACCCUCAAUGGACCGGUCACUACGUUCUUGAUUUCGAAAAACUAUUGGCCAAAGAAUCCUCAGCGGCAGACGAAACUCAUAACGAUAAACAACAUAGCGAUGAAGAGGAUGGCGAUUGGCCUAUGUUUUCACUAGUCACUGGCAAAUACAGACACGCUCGACGGUUCGGUGGCGUUACAGAAACUCGCGAAGCCCAGUCAGAGAACGAGAGCUCGUCUUCCCUUAUCUCGAGGAAGGACCAAAGUGGUACGCUCGUCAAAGUGAGCGAGGAUGCCGCCAGUCAAUUCCUCCAGUCGCGUUCCUUUCGUGGAUUGGAGAUGCGAUUGGCAGAAGAUGCUCCGAGUGUGUUGGAACAGGGGAGAAGUGGGAUUGCGAGGGGUUAUGGGGAAACGUGAUGAUAUUUAUGGGUAUCUAUGUAUAUACAAGGCUACAUGCGAAAGUAGCCCCGCGGUACAGGAGCGUGAUCAUUAUAAAUAAAAAUAAAUCCAACAGUUUCCAUUCCAAGUAUAUCCAGCCAGGGCACGUCCGGGGAAUACUUAAGGAAGAA
Molecule: messenger RNA, 1662 nt
Organism: Marasmius oreades (fairy-ring Marasmius)
Lineage: Eukaryota; Fungi; Basidiomycota; Agaricomycetes; Agaricales; Marasmiaceae
Exons: 9
Coding region: 2-1510 (502 amino acids)
Biological process (GO): protein histidyl modification to diphthamide
Molecular function (GO): 2-(3-amino-3-carboxypropyl)histidine synthase activity
Source: RefSeq, a predicted model, not a curated record